Synchytrium microbalum is the source of this 4530-nucleotide messenger RNA. RefSeq lists its product as uncharacterized. NCBI's taxonomy places the organism in Eukaryota, Fungi, Chytridiomycota, Chytridiomycetes, Synchytriales, Synchytriaceae. Gene Ontology annotation, biological process: signal transduction. The record is from RefSeq and is a predicted model, not a curated record. The coding region runs from base 1 to 4530 and encodes 1509 amino acids. The transcript is spliced from 5 exons.
AUGCCUGGUGAACACAUCUCCUCAGAUAUCCAUGGUUUAACACCUCAAAUGGAUGGCCGACUGAAUAUGCACAAUGCUGCUUCGGCUGCUUCUCCGCAAGGAGGUUCCUCAUUCGCCGAAUCCUCGCCGAUCCAUUCUGCAUCAACAAAUUCGCUGCAAGGCUUCCUACCACCAUCGAAUUUUGUCGUAAUUCCCACUACGCUGAAGGGGAAAACCUCGCAUCAGAAGCACCAAGCAGAAGCCGCUUAUUAUCAGAAUCUACCGUCUAGACCAUCGACACAGCAACACGAAGCCGUCCGAAUCGGCAUUGGAGUUUUUAGAACAGCCAAUUCAGCAGAUGCUAUAGAGAAAAGACGAGUUUCAGAUCCUGAUCGCCAAAAUCUUGGAGUCGCCAAUUUGGCCCGUGAUACUAUAACAUCUGCGAAACUCCGUAUUCGUCAGUCUGUCGCAGGAAGAGAUCAUACUCGAGAUGAUUCCUUUAAACGAGAAUCAGUACCAAAACCAGCUGAAUACAUGCCAGAAGAUGCAGAACCUACUACAACAGAGUCUCGAGAAGUCGAGAGUGAGAAUCGAGAUACCCAUACUGGGAGGCGGCAUCGUAAACAGCACCAUCAUAUGAAAGACAAUGAUAAAGUAGUCACUGAAACCGAGUCCAAUGGACCUUUACGCAGUGAUAGGAAACAUCGGUCCAUGCAUGUCAAGAUUGAUGUGAAGCCAGAGGUUGAAUCCUCACCCGAGACUGCCGAGAUCCAAGAACCUCAAGCUAUAGAUCACGCCGAUGAACGGGACCCCAAUAUGGUGCACGAUGAGUUUGCGCAGGAUGUGGCAGAUUUACUCCAGACGGAAUCAGUACCAACGAGCCCUCGCCGAUCUAAAUAUGAACAACGACAGCCAGCAUCCAACCCUUGGAGGUUAACGGAGCACGAUGUGCAGCAUAGCGCACUUUCUAUUCUAGUUAGCCAAAAGAUGCAGCAAAUGGAAACAGGAACUCCGAUUGUAACCCGCCCCUUGCCAGCUGGUACCAUGUUGACCACAAAUCCAAUAAAAAUUUACUAUGCUAUACCGACGUCGUAUGCUGGUCAGACUUUUGAUCGAAGAAUUGGCAGCAGUCAAGAACGUGAGCGAGCACGUACACCAUCACCUCGUGGUCGUAAACGAGGUCCGCCGUCUCCUACUUCUCGACAACGAACAACGCAAAUUGGACAAGUGGAGGCUCUAAGUGCAGACAAGUUACGAAUGCCAGAAAACGCUUCUCGAAUUAGUCUGAAUGAACGGGCAGCGUCGCCGGACACUCAGCACUCAAAUGGGCAUCAUGCUCUGCAUCAGUCUCAACAUCUCGUGGAGAAGACUGUGGAGAUGCCACGAAUUACGCACAGUGACAGAUUAAGGCACUCAACGUCAGCCACAGCUUCAGACGCUCUUCCACUGUCUCGUCCUCAAGAUCACCAACUAUCGCAUGCUCCAACACCAACACUAAAGUUUUCGGAACGCCGAAUUCUUCAAGACAAUUUGUCGGACAUGAAGAUUAUGAAGACUGACGUGAAAGAUGGGCUGGUGCUUGAGCAAAAGCCUUCCAAACGAGGUCAUUCCUCAAGCCGUGCACAGUCAUCGUCUGGUAUGCAAUCAGACAUAGAGAAUCAUUUGGCAUCGCCAGUCGCAGCAUCACCAGCUAUAGUACCUGAUACUAUAAGCGAGAUAAUGCCCAAAUCUACGAGACGGCUGUCUCGUCAUCGUCAAGAAUUGGUGUCUAACGACGAGGUCUCAAAGGAUCCAAUACAGUCUAAAUUUCCAAAAGCUGACGACGAGCGUGGAAGACCAUUGUCUAGGGGCAGUCAGAGAUCAACUGCUAGUGAUGUAGUAGCUCUAGAUUCCGAAUACACAACCCACUCGAAGCCCCAUAAAGAAGGAGACUCCAUAUCGAACAUUCCUCCCAACUUUGGCAAACGAAAAUCAAUGUCAAACCCACUUUCGGAAGAUAAGCCAGUGUCUCGUCCUGUAUCUAGAGGAGUAGAUUCAUCAACAGAAAUUCCUUUGAAAGCAAAGGAGGUGGAAACAACACCACUUCUCUCUCGACCGAAUUCAAGAGGACAAGACGUGACGGUUCCAGCACGACCGGCUUCAAGAGGAGCUGAUGCUACAUUUACCACACAGAUGGCGCCUGAACGGCCAGUAUCAAGGGGAACUGACGUUACAUUUGCAACACAAAUGGUCGUUGAACGACCAGUAUCUAGAGGUGCCGGUGAGACAACAAGUCGACCACCUUCUCGAUUGCAUGAACGACCACCGUCACGAGGAGAAGAAGUCCGGUUUGAAAUGCCGGCUUCUCCUGAUGCGGAGCCAAAGGUUAGGGACAAGAAAGAUUCCCAUUGGACAGCAUCAACUGUGACUUCAAGAGACGAUCGACGUCGAUCUCAAGCUGCGGUAGCUGCCAUGAGCCCUCCACGAACCCCUCGACAGCUUACACCUACAGAAAAGACUCAUCCAUCAAGAAUGUCUCGAUCGUUCUCGCCGCCAAGUCAUAGGCCAAGCACGACUGGAGCUCCACUGCAACACAGUCUAGCUGCACAUCUUCGUGAAAGAAGGAGAACCAUGUCAGCAAAUCCCAACGAGAAAGAAUUGACGAAACCGGCAGCACCAUUCCAAUUCCAACCUCCCAAAAGCAACAACCUCAGAACAAACGUAAUUACGAAACCCAAGGUGGCAGUCAUAUCACCUUUCCUACCUCCUGAAUUGUCAGCUGCACCACCAAAAGUUCGAGUGCCUCCAGCAACCAAGAAAGCUGCUGAAAAAUCAACAACGGCGUUUAGUCUUCGUAUAGCACCAGCCAGAGAGAUGCAUCCUCUACCUCAGGUACAAGCUCCUGAAGGACCGUUAUUAAAAGUAGAAGUUGAUGCGCCAGGUGGAUUGGCACCUGAUGUACCAAAAGCUGUCCGUGGCAAACCACUGGAUGCAAAGAGAAGACAGUCGAUGGCUCCAAAACCAAUGCCAACCUGGAGACCUGGUGGUGUUGGAGAUCCAAUCAAACGGAAUGAGUUUCUUCGAAAUCGUGAGUUUCAAUACUUUGUUGCUGUUUAUCAGGCAAUGACGUGUCCCUUACGCAAUGUGGCUAAUCUAGGUGAAAGGGCUAAGCAGAUUGCUCAAUUAUUACGGACCAAGCUCUUUGCUAAUGAUAGUGAUUCUGACUCUGACGACGACUCCGAAGAGGAAGAAGAACAGCAAUUCUUCCCAUCGAAUUUACCGAAGUUUACUGGAGAUCGUGAAACUAUUAUUUCGAGGAUAGAAGAGACUAUUGAUCACGAGGAAGAAGAACCAGAAGAAAACGAAGAACAGCAUUCUUCUCAAUAUUACAAGCUCAUCUUCUUGAAUGAUUUCGUUCAAUUGGAAGCCCGUGAUUCUGAUAUGAGAGACAAUCAACGAGCCUUCAUUAUCCGCGACACUUCUAUUGUACCAACCAAAAUGAUUACAAGGUUGACCGAAGAGGAUGCAGCCAAGUUCUGCUACCAUAUGUACAGAUACAUUCGAUCGGUAGUGGAAAAUAUUAUACCUGGUAACAUCACUUUAGAUAUACUGAGAGUCGCUGAGGAAAGCGAAGAUGAUGAAGCCAUUGCUGCUUCUUUGAAACGAAUCAUUUCCAAGGUGCCAAGGAGCGAAUAUUUGUUGCUGAAGGCAAUCUUCAGUCAUUUGCAGAGGAUAUCAUCGCUAUGUGAUAUUGACAUCGUACGAAACCUGGGUGUUGUAUUUGGCCCAGUGAUAUUCCGAGUAACAACUGAUGGCCAGAUACCUGGAGACUCUGUUCACGGUGCCAACCACCGUCACCAUCAUCAUCACCACCAUCAUCACAACAAUGCCAGUCUUGCCAAUGGUAUACAAAGAGCGGCCGCCAUGCUAGGAGCAGAAGGUCAAGCACUCGCAUCUCUUUUUGAACACGAUUUCGCCUCAGACAAUAUGAAUGCCACCAUCAUGUCUGAAACAGCCAGUGAAUUCACCCGACCAGGAUUCUUUGAUGUUGAAUUGUCUACCGUUGAUGGAUCUGAAGCAGGUGACCGAAUUGCUGCCAUGAGACCUCCUCCUCCCUCGAAACGUGGCGGCCCACCACCGGUAUCUCGUCCACCCAUGGGAUCCUCUUCAGGUGGUGGGUUGGGACCACCAAUGAAUCGAGCAGCAAGAACUUCUGUUGCUAUUAUGGACGAUAUGGAUGAAUACGGUCGACAAUUCUUGGAAGCUAUUCAAUCUGCGACACAAAAGGCUGCAGCAGCUCCUGCUAUUGAGGAAGAGUCCGAAGACUUUGAUGACGACGAGGAAGACUCGCCACCCCCACAACCAACUUCAGACGAAGACAAUAAGCCGUCUGAUCCCAAUGACAUUUUCGACUUUGCAGCAUUCAAGGAACGUUCUCUCACAAAAGCCAUAUUUGUGGACUCAACAGCAUCGACGGCUAUAGCUGCAGCCACCGAAGUUAUUAUUCGACGAGUUGAUGCUAUUUUUGGGUAUAAUGUGCAUUCUGAUCAGCAAAAACAACGAAAGAGGUAG